Molecule: messenger RNA, 1518 nt
Organism: Erythranthe guttata (spotted monkey flower)
Lineage: Eukaryota; Viridiplantae; Streptophyta; Magnoliopsida; Lamiales; Phrymaceae
Product: F-box/LRR-repeat protein At3g26922
Molecular function (GO): protein binding
Source: RefSeq, a predicted model, not a curated record
AUGGACAGAAUAUCCGAUUUGCCACGAGACAUCUUGCAGAGAAUACUUUAUUUCGUGUCCCAAGAAGACGCUGUUCGAACAUCUGUCUUGUCCAAAUCAUGGCGUUACACGUGGCGUAUUCGCCCCAAUCUUGAUUUUUCAGAAUCCACCUUCAAAGGAGACAAACGAGAGUUUCUAUCCUUUGUGGACAACACUUUGCAACAGUAUCGUGAUCAAAGGCUGUGCUUGGAUGAAUUUCACCUUCGUAUAUCUCUAGACGAUUAUCUCGAAUACGAAUCGGCUUCGCUUCUCGAGGAAUGGAUCCCGAUACUGACAACUAUGGGUGUGAAGGAGUCUCGUCUCUCUAUUUGUACGGUAGAUCACAACGAUAUGCCCUCUGUAGUUUUUCAAGCCGAAUCGCUCCAACAAUUGCACGUGGAAGGAUUCGGUAUGGACCGAGACGCUGUUCCGACGAUAAUACUCUCUAAGCAUCUGAAAAAACUUCGUCUCCGAAGAGUCCACAUCGAGGGGAAGAUAUUUCAGGAGAUAUUAUCGAGCUGUCCGUUGAUUGAAACUAUGCAUGUCGAAAAAUGUGGGGGGUUACGAAACAUCAAGGCGAAUAAUCUUCGUCGUCUCAAGGACUUCUCCUUUGAAGGACAUAAUGACUUGGAAGAUUGUAGCAUCGAAAUCUGUCCCGCGUCUCUUGAAACGAUCAAGAUCAACCGCGGUAAAAUUUCUUUUGAUAAAGGUGCGGAGUUUCGUAACCUCGUUGAUUUAGAUCUAUGCGUCGUCGAAUGGCCGCUGCUCAGCAUGUUUUCGUGUGAGUUCCCAAGCCUCAAACGCUUGACUCUUUACGAUUGUUAUGGACUCAAUGAAGAAUCGUCGCGUUGGUGUAGAUUCCCGAGUCUUGAGUUCUUGAAAAUCUUCGAUUAUUGUGGAUUCGAAGAAAUCCAGAUAGUUAUCGAUGCACCAAACAUACUAUAUUUUGAAUAUCGAGGGAACUGUAUCCCAUCAAUCUCGCUCGUAACAAAUUCCAGGGACUGGAAGUCAAAAAUAUACCUAUGCGAAUGUCCUUUGUCGUUACUCAAGCUAAAUGAACUGCUCAAGUCAUUAAGCCAGUCGAAAAUUUUUCUGAUGAUAGAUAAUCCUUACCUAAUUCUAGACAACGGUUAUAAUAAACCCGUUUCGGUGGAGAGCUUGAACUUGGAUUGUGGUUGUGAUUUAUCUUACUUUUCAUCUUUUUUGAAUGACGUGUUUUGUAUUUGCCGUCCAAGAAACAUCGGUUACUGCAACAACGACUACGGAGGAUCAGUGAUGCAAUUUGUCGGGUUUAUGUGGAGGAUUCUAAUCGAGAGAGAAAGUGAUCAGCUCUCGCAGUUGGUGUUACAAGAUUUGGAGGAAGCAAGCAUGGAGAUUAAGGAAUGGUAUGAAGAAGAAUGGCAUCGAGCACCUUUGUCGGAAUUUCUUAUAAACCACGUACGGUGUGAAGGUCCGAAAUGUCAAAGCCGCUUCACACUGAAAUGGAGAGAAACUUCGUGA